Polychytrium aggregatum is the source of this 1426-nucleotide messenger RNA. RefSeq lists its product as uncharacterized. The record is from RefSeq and is a predicted model, not a curated record. The coding region runs from base 469 to 1341 and encodes 290 amino acids. NCBI's taxonomy places the organism in Eukaryota, Fungi, Chytridiomycota, Chytridiomycetes, Polychytriales. The transcript has 2 exons.
UGAGCCACCGAUAUGGAAAUUGUGUUAUUAUAUGUAAUAUGACUGACGGGGUCAAAACAAUAACAGGCUCUACAAAUAAAAUAAAAAUAUCACGCAGACUCGACGGUGGCAUCGAGAUCACGAGGGCCAGCUGAAGAAAAAGAUGGAUGAGGCCGAGUGGGUCUACAUCCAGGGCAUACCCAAGUCUGGCUACAGGUCGGUCAGACAGCAUUGAUCAUCCUGUAUGGGGUGGCGACUCUGUUGCCAAGCCAUUUGCCGGUGUACGGGUUCCUGUUGCGCAGGACAGCUGCGAUCGCUUCGGUUUUCUUCUCCUCGCUGGCCUCAGAGCGAAUCUUGUCGAGCAGAGCGAGCUUCUUGGCAGUGUUGUCCUGGUUGGCUGCAAUCUUGGCGGCGGUGAGUCCUUUCUUGACAGCCUCGGAGAAGGACUUGGGUUUGGCGACAGCCCCGGCCCCUUCGGCGAGUGCCUUUAUGGCGUUCUCGGUCUUCUCGGCGAGGACAUGCAUGCUGGCAACGGCUUCUUCGAGCAGAGCCUUGAGACGUUGCACAGGGGUCUCACUGUCAUCGUUGAUUUGCUCGGCCUGCUUGAGGAUGUUCUUUGCCUUUCCGAGGGGUUCCUCGACGUCGGGGAUGCGGAGUCUGUCCUCCGGGUCGGUGCUUUAUGUCCAAGAUUUCUCUGGAAACUCGAUCCUUGCGGGUCAUGAGUCCCCAGAAGCUCAGCGGGUCGUAACAUUUUCCGCAUUUUUCCACGCGGUGGGUGGUGUCGGGGCUGCGGAUGAUGCGGGUGCACAUGAUGACCUGGUUGGUGUUGUCAAUUUGCCACUUGGAGAUUCCAUGGGCUUCCACGCAAUUCGGGCAGCGGACGCUGCUGGCCAGGAUGGCCAUCGCGAAGCGGAAGCGGCGGUAGGUGAUGUGGUUCGUGGGGAUGCUGCUGAAGUCCGAGUCGUUAAGGGUAUUGUUCUUGAUUUUCUCGAUAAUAGUCAAGGCCCAUGCCUUCUCCUUCUCCACGGAGCGUGGGUUGGGGAGGCUGGGCGAGUCACCGUAGAGAUCGUGGAUGAGUUGGUUGAAAUCGAGUUCAGGUGGGUGAUGCUUGUCGUGUUCGGGUUGGGGGAGGUCGGUUUCGGGGUUGGUGGUGUCUUCAGGCGCCUUUCGCUUCUUGACAGCGAUAUUGCCAUCCUUGCUGGGUGUCUGGGGAUGGGUAGCGUCGUUAGUGGCUCUGUUAGUUCUGGUGUCGGCGGCAGCGGUGACGAUCUGGGCUCCAGGUUGUCCUGGGGGAGGGAUGGGCUGGGGAGGCUCGGCUGGUUGGUUGUUCUGAUUUUUUCUGGGUCUCAAGGUCAUUCCUGAGGGUCCUGGGUCCAUUUCCAUGUCCCCAGGGUCCUGGUGAUGGUUGCGGGUCAUAAAGAAGGAGGGAUUGGUGGUUUGGGGUGUG